This is a messenger RNA of Antechinus flavipes (yellow-footed antechinus), 2385 nucleotides long. RefSeq names its product zinc finger protein 260-like. Gene Ontology annotation, biological process: regulation of DNA-templated transcription. Gene Ontology annotation, cellular component: nucleus. The transcript has a single exon. Lineage: Eukaryota; Metazoa; Chordata; Mammalia; Dasyuromorphia; Dasyuridae. The record is from RefSeq and is a predicted model, not a curated record. The coding region runs from base 91 to 2079 and encodes 662 amino acids.
GUUGUGACAUUCAAGGAUGUGGCUGUGGACUUCACCCAAGAGGAGUGGGGGCUCUUGGACCCCUCUCAGAAGGAGCUGUACAAGGAGGUCAUGGUGGAGAAUGCCCGGAACCUGCUCUCCCUAGGGCUUCCAGUUCCCAAAGAAGAGGUGAUCUCUUAUUUUGGGCAAAAGGAAGCACUCCAGAUGCUGGACCAAGAAGGCCUGAGGAGAUGCUCUCCAGGAAAAGAAGAGAUCAGACUUGAAAUAAAGGAAACUUCUGCAAAGCUAAGCACUUCUGUAGUACGAAUUCACAAGCAAAGAUUCACGAGUGAUAGUCCCUAUGACUUUACUUGGAGAGAAAUCUGUGCAACACAUGAGAGAAUCCAACUUCGAGAGAGACAUUAUGAAUGUAAUCAAUGUGGAAAAAGUUUUAUAAAAAAAGAAAAUCUUAUUGUACAUCAGAGAAUCCACACUGGAGAGAAGCUUUAUGAAUGUCACCAAUGUGGCAAGGAUUUUAGUCAAAGAAAAGAUUUUACUAGACAUCAGAAAAUUCACACCGGAGAGAAACCUUAUGAACGUAACCGUUGCAAAAAGGUAUUUAGUCAAAGGAAAGCUCUUACUAAACAUCAGAAAUUCCACAUUGGAGAGAAAUCUUAUGAAUGUAGUCAGUGUGAGAAGGGUUUUAUAUAUAAGGGAGUUUUUAUCUUACAUCAGAAAAUCCAUACUGGAGAGAAACCUUAUGAAUGUAAACAAUGUGGAAAGGCUUUUAGAAAAAAGGAACGACUUACAUAUCAUCAGAGAAUCCACACGGGAGAGAAACCUUAUGAAUGUAAACAAUGUGGAAAAGCUUUCAGGGAAAAGGGAACUCUUAGUACACAUCAGAGAAUCCACACUGGAGAGAAACCUUAUAAAUGUAACCAGUGUGGAUUGACUUUUAGACAUAAGCAAAGUCUUACUACACAUCAGAGAAUCCACACUGGAGAGAAGCCUUAUGAAUGUAACCAGUGUGGAAAGGCUUUUAAAAAUAGAGAAACUUUUAGUACACAUCAGAGAAUCCACACUGGAGAGAAGCCUUAUGAAUGUAACCAGUGUGGAAAGGCUUUUAAAAAUAGAGGAACUCUUAGUACACAUCAGAAAAUCCACACAGAAGAGAAACCUUAUGAAUGUAACCAGUGUGGAAAAACUUUAAGGUAUAAAAAGUCUCUUAUUGAGCAUCAAAGAAUUCACACUGGAGAGAAACCUUAUGAAUGUAAGAGAUGUGGAAAGGAAUUUAGUCAAAGGAAAGCUCUCACUAGACAUCAGAGAAUCCACACUGGAGAGAAACCUUAUGAAUGUAAACAAUGUGGAAAGACUUUUAGACAUAAGGAACGUCUUACUACACAUCAGAGAAUCCACACUGGAGAAAAGCCUUAUGAAUGUAACCAAUGUGGAAAGGCUUUUACACAAAGGGGUGGUCUUACUGUACAUCAAAGAACCCACACUGGAGAGAAACCUUAUGAAUGUAACCAAUGUGGGAAGACUUUUAGAUAUAAGAAAACUCUUAUUGAGCAUCAGAGAAUUCACACAGGAGAGAAACCUUAUGAAUGUAAUCAAUGUGGGAAGGCUUAUACAAAUAAAAGAAUUCUUACUAGACACCAGAGAAUCCACAAUGGAGAGAAACCUUAUGAAUGUAACCAAUGUGGAAAGGGUUUUAGAGAAAAAGGAUCUCUUGUUAUGCAUCAGAGAAUCCACACUGGAGUGAAACCUUAUGAAUGUAACCAAUGUGGAAAGGCUUUUAGACAAAAGGGAGCUCUUGUUGGACAUCAGAGAAUCCAUACUGGAGAGAAACCUUAUGACUGUAACCAAUGUGGAAAGGCUUUUAGAGAAAAGGGAGAUCUUAUUGUACAUCAGAGAAUCCACACUGGAGAGAAACCUUAUGAAUGUAACCAGUGUGGAAAGGCUUUUAGAGAAAAGGGAACCCUUAUUGGACAUCAGAGAAUCCACACUGGAGAGAAACCUUAUGAAUGUAACCAGUGUGGAAAGGCUUUUAGAGAAAAGGGAACCCUUAUUGGACAUCAGAGAAUCCACACUAGAGGGAAACCUUAUGAAUGUAACCAAUGAGGAAAGACUUUUACAAAAAGGAAUGUUCUUACUCCACAUCGGAAAAUCUUUACUGGAAAGAAACUUUUUGAAUGUAACCAGUGUGGAAAGACUUGUAGAUAGAAAGGAACUCAUUGGACAUCCGAGAAUUCACUAAGCAAUGUGGAAAGUGUUUUUAAAAAGGAAGUUUUUGAGAGGAUGCCCAUCAAUUGAAGAAUGGUUGAAUAAGUUGUGGUAUAUGAACAUUAUGGAAUAUUAUUGUUCUAUAAAGAAUGAUCAGGAUCAUUUCAUAGAGACUUGGAGAAACUUAUAUGAACUGACACUAAG